GUGCUGUGGCGCUCUGCUCAGUGUUAGCUUGCGCAAUGCAACGGGAGAUAAAAUACUCAUAAAAUGUUAUAUCUGUGUUUAAUUUCCUACCCACAGCCAUGCAGGAAGACUCUGACGUAGUUCCACGGGACCGCAGCCGUUUUUCAAGAUGAGAAUUCACUGCAAGAUUGUAGCGAUCAUUGUCUGUUUUGCAGUUUUGCUACUUUUGUAUCAUUUUGUAAGGAAUGCUGCAGAUGAGCCGCCUUUGAAACAAGUUGCAAAGGGAAACUAUUUGCAAACUUCCUCUGGUUUGGGAAACAUUGUUUCUGUUGAGUUAGCUCAAAAACCUCGUCCGGUGGCUCUGGUUUCACAAAAACAGCCACGUCCGAACAGAAAAUCAAGUAAACUACCAAAGAGAAGAGUGCGUAAUCGUGCAAACCCAAGGGGACCCAAUGAACCAAAGCCUCCCCGCAAGCCAGUUUCUGAGGAAUGGAUGCACCUGGCCGUGGUGGCCUGUGGGGAUCGUGUGGACGAGACACUGACCAUGCUGAAAUCUGCUGUUCUCUUCAGCAUCAAGAAGAUCAAAUUUCACAUCUUUGCUGAGGAUUCCCUAAAGCCACAGUUUGAAAAGGGGCUGAACAAGUGGCCUCAUCCAUUUACGUUAAAGUUUCAGUACAGCAUCUACUCAAUCACGUUUUCAGUGGGGAAUGCCCAGGAAUGGAAAAAAUUAUUCAAACCUUGUGCAGCACAACGGCUCUUUCUUCCGGUGAUCCUGAAGGAGGUGGACUCUCUGCUGUAUGUGGACACUGACAUUCUUUUCCUGAGACCAAUGGACGACAUCUGGAGCUUUCUCAAAGAGUUCAAUACAACUCAGCUAGCAGCAAUGGCACCCGAACAUGAAAUACCGAAGAUUGGUUGGUAUAGUCGAUUCGCACGUCAUCCUUUUUAUGGAAAGACUGGUGUGAAUUCGGGGGUGAUGCUGAUGAAUCUCACUCGGAUAAGAAACACUCUGUUUAAGAAUAGCAUGAUCCCAAGUGGGCUGGCCUGGGAGGAUCUCCUGCACCCUCUGUAUCAAAAGUACAAGAAUCAUAUCACCUGGGGAGACCAAGACUUGUUGAAUAUCAUAUUCCAUUAUAAUCCAGUGCCUUUAUGGUCCCCUGUCAUCUCAUUCCCCUGUCAGUGGAACUACAGACCGGACCACUGUAUGUACGGCAGUAACUGUGCUGGAGCAGAGGAGGAAGGAGUGUCCAUUCUCCAUGGAAACCGCGGGGUUUACCAUGACGACAAACAGCCAGCCUUCAAAGCUGUGUAUCAGGCAAUACAUGAUUAUCCUUUUGAAGGUAACUUGUUCCAGCUGAUGUUCUCUCCUCUCCAAACAAAGUUUCUGGAAACUGUGAAUACGUUGUGUGGUCGUAUUCCACAGGUGUUUCUGAAACAAGUUGAGAAGACAAUGAGGAAAGUGUAUGAGAGACGUGUAAUUGUCCACCUGAAACACCGUCAGAACUGAAGGGACAUUCCAGACUUUUCUACAGACUGCAAGCAAAUGCAAAGGCAAGUUGUUUUUAAAGCCUGCAAACAAAGACGACUGCUUAAGCUCAGAAUGGAAGCACUUAGUCCUCUCUCUCCCAGAGAGGAACUCAAAUGGAGUGCAAUAUGAAGAAGCCGAAAAACUGAUUUUGUCAGCCCUUUAGCACAAAAUCAGUAUCUUUUUAUUUUUUUCCCCUGAUACCGCGUAAAGUUGUAUGUGAGUCGUACAACAAAUUAAUUUUAUUUUCAGAGAGAUGUUCCAAGGCAAGGAAAUAUAAGCAAUCGGCAUUUUGUAGACCUGAAAAGGUAUUUAAAAUCAGUCCAUCUUAAUAGCACUGGGAAAGCUACUGUACAGGCCUUAAGAGCUUUACCACAGGUGUACAGGGAAUGGUGUAAGCUACAUAGUUCAUAUGACUGACAAACAAGUAUUUUAUUAAAUACAUACAUUGAUUAUUCUUUGCAGUUGAGCUAAACUGCCAGAUUUGGUAAUAGAGCACAAUAGUGUAACUGUAGAGUGUAAACAGCCGACAUCUGUUAAUAACAGGUUAACUGUCUCUACUGUACACGUAAGAAUUCAUCUCCUUACAUAAUCUUUAAAAAUUGCAACUUUUUGUAUUCCAUUGCUGGUAAAAAUGACAGAACUUGCUUUGGCAAACAGUGCACUUUGCUGGUGCAUGUAUUUCAUGAAAGUAACAAGGAAUACCUCAGGAAAUUGUGUAUGGAAUUUGUUGUACCGUAAUUGUAAUUUAAAUAGUGAAGCUGCCACCUGUUCUCAAGACACCCAAAAAAAACCCCAAAAAACACACAUACAAGAAGCUCAUCAUAUAUAAUUUUAGCAUUAGAAGUUUAGAUCUGCUUUAACUGGUGCUAAUUUUUAAGUGACAGAGUAGAUGCAUAUUUCAUAACUUAUGCAUAUGGUGCCAUUACUAGAGUAUACCAUCUUUUUUAGGGUGAGGGGUAAAAAUGGCAACAUUCUGUAGCUACUUUAAAACUAGCUGUGUGCAAUUUAAAAAUGUUUAGGAAUUGUUAUUUUCCAAAUUACUUUGUUCAGAAAAUCACACUUAACAUACUGGUAGCUAUUGUGUUCAAAUAGCUCACUUUUAGUCUUUGCCAAAUGUUUGCAGACUGCCAUUUAAUGAAGAAAUGUGCAGAAUAAUGUAAAAUAUUCUGUUUAGGCAGGCAUACAUGGUCAGAUCCAGUGGAAAAGCCAUAGUUAAUAAUAAUAAUAAUAAUAAUAAUAAUAAUAAAAUAACACCUUGUUUCCCACUACUCUUGUGGCAUUUUCACUCUCUCAAAACCAUGCCACAUUGUUUCCACAACAUCUUUUUAUAUUACGUGCUGUGGUAGUAUUGUGCAUUGCCAGCCUGAUACGAUCACAGUGGAGUGAGAGCACAAGGCCAUCACAGUGUUGUGGAAACAAAGACAUUUCAAACAAGGCCCCAGUAUUCCACCUGAAACUUUGUUUAAUGCGGACUUUUAAAAGUGUUUUAGCUAGAACUAGGGUUAAGCUGCUUUGGCAAAAAUUUCUUAACAAAAAGCUUCCCUGAUUUGAAAUGGAUAUUUUAGUAACUCUGGAUAUUGUAGUAAAUAUUAUGUGAUAUUUGUUUACAUGGACUUAGGAGUGCUCUUAUUUGUUGUUGAUAUACAUCCACAAUUGAUGGUUUUAAGAAGGAUCGCUGUCCUGGACAGACUGAAAUACUUGUAUUUAGGCUCGCUACUUUUUAAUUUUAAAAUCGGUAAAGCUCUUUGAAUUCCCCAUAAAAUCAGAGUUCAAUCAAAAUAAAUUUACAUAGGAUAAACACUGGUAAAACAACUCUUGUGUUUAUUACAAAAAAAUAAUAAUUUUGAAAUUAUUUUUAGUUUUUUUUAUCCCAUAGGUGAACAGCCACUUUAGACAAGUUACAAGAGACUGAAUUCUCUUUUAUUACAUUUUCUUGAUCAAUUCAGGCAAAACUUUCAGACCAGAUUAUAGGUUGAUCCAAUUAACCACCAAUUUAGAUUUCACUGUGCUCUAAUAUUCAUUUUGCUGGUUUUCUCAGCAAGAGUGCUUUCAUAAAGCAUUUACCACAAGCAUUUACUCGUGAAACUUGCACAAAAGGACCUCAAAGCCUGAAAGAAAUCAAAUCACUUGGUAUUUGAAAACCACUACGACUGACACCAGUAUAUCUAUGUUCAAAUUAUGCAUACUAAGCAGCUGGAACCUUUUUUUAUUGCUACUUUGUUCAAGCAUCAUUAAACAUUUUUGUCAAAUGGUCUGUGGGUCCUGACAAAGACAUUUCUGCUAUACAAUUAGUGGCAGCAGCAUUGCAGCCUGCUUUGCUUUCAGUUACAGUUGCUUUCCUGACUGUGUCAUACAACUUUAAACCGGAUUCAUACAUUAGUUCAUCUCUGAUCUUAAACAAUUUUAGGACAUCAGUGAUCACAAUUACUGUUAGGUGUUACGAAUAGGGAUAUAGGGGUAUGCCUACUUCAAGCACUUUGCAUAUUAGUAAGACGCUAAUAACACCUACAUUCUUAUUCCUGAAUUGUUUCUUUAAUGCUGGUCUACAAUGUGUUAGCAAAAUGUUAAUUUCUUACUGUAUUACUUAAUAUUAUGAUUUAUUUCCAGUGAACGUCGCAUAUGUUUUUUUUGUUUUUUUUAAAAGCUUUUUACAGGAUUACCUUAAACACCAAUGUUGAAAAUAUAAUCUCUAUGAGAUUCCUGUAAAAUGUGUAACUGAACAGAAGAAAGACUGAUUCCCUUUUUCUGCCACUUAUGCUCCAAAGCUGUAACAGAGUUUGAAGAUGUUGCUUUUUGUGGUAAGUUGUCCCCACAGCUAAAGCUACAUUAGUAGAAUGUAAACAAACUGGACUGUCAGCAGUUUGGCUUUCUGGUAGGUGCUGGGCAUAAUAAAAUACAGGAUUCAGGGGGACUUAGAACACAUCUCGGAGUAUCACUUAAUGUUUGGAGCAGUGUUAGGAAGAAUUUAGUAAUAUUUGAAAGAAUAUGAACAUCUCUAAUGGACAUCAAAAUAUUCCAAGUUGUAGUUUUUGUGUAUUUAAAAAAAAACAAAAACAAAAAACACUUUAAUUUAAAGUAAAUCUAUAUUAAGUGUAUGAAAUAGCCUGAAGCACAUAGUGUUAAUGUUGAAUAACUAAUACUAUGUAGUUCACUUGUUCUGCUGCCUAAAAGUAUAUUUAUUUUGCCGUAAGCUAUUGUGUUAUGAUUUUUGAUAUCUGCAUACAUUCUCAUAAUGUUGUGAUUUAAAUGCAGUAUUGCUUGUCGUGAGUUCUAACUGGAAAUGUACACAAUCUCACAAAGGCAACAUUCUUGUGUAUUUUGUACUUUUUUAUUAUUAUUUUUUUUUAAUGUGAAACGUGCACAAAACAUUUACAUCUCCAAAGGAGAACAAACUUAAGCUUAUUGUCAGUUUUACUUUUGUUAAAACAUUUUUUUUUUCU
Molecule: messenger RNA, 4947 nt
Organism: Polyodon spathula (Mississippi paddlefish)
Lineage: Eukaryota; Metazoa; Chordata; Actinopteri; Acipenseriformes; Polyodontidae
Product: glucoside xylosyltransferase 2-like
Exons: 7
Coding region: 149-1486 (445 amino acids)
Biological process (GO): protein O-linked glycosylation via N-acetylgalactosamine
Molecular function (GO): UDP-xylosyltransferase activity
Source: RefSeq, a predicted model, not a curated record